CUGAAUUUAACUCCGGCCAGGGUUUGAUGUGUUUUUAUCAAGAAUUUGACCCGGAGCCUAGAACUAAUAUUGACGGGGAUACUGCAGGGGAUAUUAGGACGGUCUCGGAUUUUAAUUCGGGGUUCGUUCGUGAAAUUGACGUUUUAGUACGGGGAGGUUAAACCGGUGUUUGAACGACCAGAACUGGUGAGGGAUUAGCACGGCAUACCGGGUUUGUCGUAUCACGAUAAUUAUAUUGAUGCUGAGAAUUGAUCUAGGUGAACUAGAAUGGCAUGAUUAGGGGGUGUAUGAACUUUUGUGCUAUACGUUGAACCCUGGAUUGCUGUAUGAUAUUAUUGACUUGCCCUAAUCGAUAUGAACCUUGUUUAUGCUGAUGAUUAUGUAUAUGUUACAAAUUGUGGGCUUGACUAUUAAUAUGCUUUACGAUGGUUCGAGAAGGUGAUUAGGUAUGAUUUUUCAUGAUUGUUGUAUUUGGAUGCACAAGUGGGAAAAUAUAUAUUCCCUGGUGAUAUUAUGAUGUUUAAGGAGGAUGACUUGCACGAGGGUUCAUCCCGAGGAAGUGCAAUUAUACGACUCCUGAUUUACCUAUGUUGAGCCAAUUAUGGCCAGGUCAAGUACAUGUGUAAGUAAUGAAUUAUGGUUAAGCAAGAUGAGAUAUGAAUCAUGUACAAGGAUACCAAAUAUGAAUGUUGUGGUCUCACGGUCAAUUACGUAGUAAUUAGGGCUCCCUAUGCUAUUACUCUAUUAUGAUAUGUAUGAUAGUCACACCUCUCAUGUGGUGGUGACUGAAGAAUUCUUAUGAGAUAUGACCACACCCAGAGCGGUGUCGGGGUAUGACUACACCCAUACUGGUGUGGGGUAUGUAUGACCACAUCCGACGGGAUGUUGGGGUAUGUAUGACUACAUCCGAAGGGAUGUGGGGUAUGUUUCCCGGGAGAGUUAUUAGCAUGGGAGUAGCCAGGCGCCUAUAAGUAAAACAUGAUAAGAUGCAUAUGCAUAAGUCAAGGUGGUUGAGUCUUUUGCCUAUUGGGAUGUCGGAGGGCUGAGAUCUGAUCCUAGUGCUUUGGCUUGUUUGCUAGAUGUAUGGUAGGGGUAUGCUCUGUUAUGAACUCACGAUGCUAUGAUUAUCUCACUCAGCUAUGAGCUGACCCUCUUUUAUUCUUCUUCUCUGCUUAUGCUAUGUGUAAGCAGAUCAUCAGCAGCAGCAGUAGAUAGGUGUAUAGGUAGGAGCUGAGCAAGAGUUGAAGGCAAGAUGAGGUAUGGUCUUCAACUACUCUGUGGGAGGUUAAACACUCCUAAGGAGGGGAGUACCCCAUAAUGACUUAAACUGGGAAUUGAGUUUGACAUGAUUAUGUGUAUUGGUAUAUUGGAUGAAAUUACCUGCAUCAUGGUGUUCAAAAUGAGUUUUGAACUUAUUUGUUUUCAAGUAAUUAUUUUGGGAAAAUUUUUGUUUUAACCAAGUGAGAGAUUUGGUGAAGAAUGAAUUUUGUGUGGAUCAAUCUAAGGCCAAUAUUUCCUUGUAGCUUGCACGGAAGUUGUGAAAAUGUUCCUACUAACCAGUCGAGAGGAGUGGGGGCGGUUGAUGCAAGACCGUCAGUAUUAGACUAUGCAAAGAUGAAGAGUUUGGGUGGUAGGGACUUCAAGGGAGAUGUGAGCCCAGAUGCUGUGGUUGAGUGGUUGAGGGAGAUGGAAGAUGUGUUUGAAUAUCUUUAUGCGACCCCAGAGGAAAAAGUACAAUAUGUUGUUUUUCUCCUUAAGGGGUACGCGAGGAGCUGGUGGUCCUCAGUCUCUAGAGUUAAUGGUGAACGAGUUCAGUUCACCUGGGAGGAGUUCCUGAAGGCCUUUAAGACAGAGUUUCUUCCCGAAGCUUUUAUAAGGGCAAAGAAUAAUGAAUUCGCCAACCUUAAGCAGGAGAACAUGACAGUUACUGAGUACACCAUCAAGUUUGUUCGACUACUUUACUUUGAAGAUGGGUUGGCGGAUACUGAGCAUAAGAAGAAGAUGAGAUACUUGCAUGGUCUGCGCAUAGGAUUGAAAGAAAAGAUCCACAGGGUUGAUGAAGAGAGCAUGGCCACAAUCAAGGAGGCAGCACUUAAAUAUGAAGCCUAUGAAGUUGAGAGCCGAGAGGAACACAAGGCCAAAGAAGAGGAGAAGAAGAGGAAGUUUGGAGUAAAUUAUGCUGGACCUUGUUACCCACCCAGGAGAGGUCCUAGCAGUUUUGGGAGAACACAGAGUCAAUCUAUGUCGGGAACAUCAUACAGGCACCAAUUUCCUCAGCCACACAAUUUCCAUUUUGUCAAGUUUGUUAGAAGAGGCAUCCUGGAGAGUGUAGGAGAUUUUCUGGUGUAUGCUUUCACUGUGGCCAACCUGGGCACAUCAUGAGGGAUUGCCCGCAUUCGAGAGAAGUAAGAGCUACACAGUCCGAGCCUUCAGUGCAAUUUAGUAGAGCCCCAUUCAGGGGCGGUUACCAGGGAGGCCGUAGUGGAUUUCAGAGUGGUCGUGGUGGUUCACAGGGUGGUAGAGGUGGUGGUCGAAAUCAACCAUCAGGAAGUGGUACGCAGGGUACCAGAGCACAGGGAGCAUCGAGGGUUUAUGCAAUGACUCGAGGUGAGGCAGAAGUGGCACCAGAAGUUGUGACUGGUAUGCUUUCUAUCCUUGGCAAGCAAUUAUAUGCUUUGAUCGAUACUGGUUCCUCUCACUCAUUCAUGUCAUAUACGUUUGCACAUAUGCUACGCUUAGUUCCAGAUAAGCUAGGUUAUACCUUAUGUGUUAAAACACCUGUGGGAGAUACCUUGAAGGUAGACUCAGUUAUUAGAAGCUCCUUCAUUUGUGUGGAAGGAGCUUUCCUAGUAGCAGAUUUAAUUCUGCUACCUUUUGAUGAAUUUGAUGUCAUCCUUGGAAUGGACUUUCUGGCAACACAUGGAGCUGUUGUGGAUUGUUGUAUUUGGAUGCACAAGUGGGAAAAUAUAUAUUCCCUGGUGAUAUUAUGAUGUUUAAGGAGGAUGACUUGCACGAGGGUUCAUCCCGAGGAAGUGCAAUUAUACGACUCCUGAUUUACCUAUGUUGAGCCAAUUAUGGCCAGGUCAAGUACAUGUGUAAGUAAUGAAUUAUGGUUAAGCAAGAUGAGAUAUGAAUCAUGUACAAGGAUACCAAAUAUGAAUGUUGUGGUCUCACGGUCAAUUACGUAGUAAUUAGGGCUCCCUAUGCUAUUACUCUAUUAUGAUAUGUAUGAUAGUCACACCUCUCAUGUGGUGGUGACUGAAGAAUUCUUAUGAGAUAUGACCACACCCAGAGCGGUGUCGGGGUAUGACUACACCCAUACUGGUGUGGGGUAUGUAUGACCACAUCCGACGGGAUGUUGGGGUAUGUAUGACUACAUCCGAAGGGAUGUGGGGUAUGUUUCCCGGGAGAGUUAUUAGCAUGGGAGUAGCCAGGCGCCUAUAAGUAAAACAUGAUAAGAUGCAUAUGCAUAAGUCAAGGUGGUUGAGUCUUUUGCCUAUUGGGAUGUCGGAGGGCUGAGAUCUGAUCCUAGUGCUUUGGCUUGUUUGCUAGAUGUAUGGUAGGGGUAUGCUCUGUUAUGAACUCACGAUGCUAUGAUUAUCUCACUCAGCUAUGAGCUGACCCUCUUUUAUUCUUCUUCUCUGCUUAUGCUAUGUGUAAGCAGAUCAUCAGCAGCAGCAGUAGAUAGGUGUAUAGGUAGGAGCUGAGCAAGAGUUGAAGGCAAGAUGAGGUAUGGUCUUCAACUACUCUGUGCUUGGACUACUACUCGGGAUUUUGGCCAGUGAUCCACACCUUUUUGUAAAAAUGUUUUGAGAACAUUUUCAUGUGCAUACUAGCUUCGAAUGUAGUGUGAGAUAUCCACAGGUGUGGAAAGUUGAUGAUAUGUGUAUAUUUUUGUAAUUGGGUAAGUUAUGACGAUUAUGGCUUGUAUUAGUAUGGUAUGCAGUUGUGUAGUAUGAAACUGUGACUAUGGCUAUGAAAAGCCAAUGCAUAUGGUUGUGAGUAUAUAUGUUUGUGAUGAAUUAUUUUGCAGGAUAAGUUGCAAGAACUGUUAGCCCAUUACGCGAGUAAUUCAUGUCGAAAUUUUAUUUUGGUAAUUUUUGAUAAUUAAUGUAACACCCGAGAUUAUUUCCGCUGCAAUUGUAUGAACAAUAUGAUUAGGCAAAACGUAUAGGGUAGGUUGUUACAAUGUUGACAUUGAGAUGCAGUUUCUUGAUGAUUUGAGUACAAUUUUAUGUACAUGUUGUGAAGUAGAGUAAUUUUGAUUACAUAAAUACAUACUCUGCAGUAUAUAUAUGAAUGUGUAUUAUAUAAUCAUAUGCUAUGGGAAUGGGUUGUAUGCCCAUAUUUAUUUUAAAGAAGUACUAUCUGUCAGUACUAAGUAAACCAGAUCCAUGCCAAUUAGAAUGGUGCCCUUCGUGGUAACCAAAAGAUAGUAGGUCAAUCCUCUUAGAAUGACAUUUUAUUUCUUUGCUAUAGUUGCAAGAAAUUAGGUCAUAUGACACGAAAGUGUAUGAACAAGGAUAACACUGGUUCAAGUGUUAACUUGCCUAAAGAGGAGGAUUGGAGGCUGUGAUGAUUGUGAAAAGAGCAGAGUUUAACCUUGAUGGUAACUCUGACGAAUAGUGGUUGGAUGAUCAUGAGAGUAUGCAUAUGAUGAUGUGGUUAAUUUUAAAAUCCAAGGUUGAGUAUGCAUAUAGAGGAAAGUUGAUUGACAGGGUCAUUACUAGAGAUUCCCUUAUGGGAAAGACCGAUCCCUCUGGUAGUUGAUUCAUUGUGAUAGCAACCCAGCUAUUGCAAAAGAAGGGAACCGGUUCUAGAACGAAAAGAGAAGACAAAUUCAUCGUAAGCACAGUACUAUAAGAGAACUCCUAACGAUAGGAGCAAUGAGGGUGGAUCAUGUAAGAUCCUAACAGAAUCUAGCUGAUCCUUUGACAAAAGGAUUAUCUAGAGAGAAAAGUCCAAAAUACCACGAAGGUAUGAGACUUAUGCCUACUGAACCACGGACUACAAGUGAUGGUAACACGACCCAAUAGACUGGAGAUCCCAAGAAAUGGGUUCAAUGGGUAAUAACAAGUCAUGAGUAGUAUGCGAAAAGUUCAUGCAUAGUGAAGCAUGAAUCCCAAAGCAAUGGAGGUUGAGCUAACAACUCUUAAUGAGAUCUAUACCCUAUGUGGGGUGGAGUACUUUACUUUGAGGGUACUUCUGAUAGACUCACCUAUGUGAAUGUGGGAGUUGGGCCGCUCCCUAUGGAACUUUGGAGGCACAAAGUUGCUAGAGCGUUCACUAAACCGGGAUAACGUGCAUGACCAUAAACGCACGGCCUAUGAGAGAAUAUCACUCAAUGAAAAGAUCCGGUGUGC
This is a messenger RNA of Linum trigynum, 5363 nucleotides long. Lineage: Eukaryota; Viridiplantae; Streptophyta; Magnoliopsida; Malpighiales; Linaceae. The record is from the annotation of a GenBank genome assembly.